Molecule: messenger RNA, 1408 nt
Organism: Trichoplusia ni (cabbage looper)
Lineage: Eukaryota; Metazoa; Arthropoda; Insecta; Lepidoptera; Noctuidae
Gene: nero
Product: deoxyhypusine hydroxylase
Exons: 4
Coding region: 76-984 (302 amino acids)
Biological process (GO): peptidyl-hypusine biosynthetic process
Molecular function (GO): deoxyhypusine monooxygenase activity
Source: RefSeq, a predicted model, not a curated record
AAAGCCGCAUGUUGUUUGCUUAUAAGUCGUCGCCUGCAUACACGCCGUUCUAUAAUAAUUCUUCACUGCUCGAGAAUGGCAAACACUAGUGAAACAGCUGUGAAAAACAUUGGCAAGGUUCUAAAUGAUCCUUCCAGGCCAAUGAAAGAGCGUUUUCGAGCUUUAUUUACUCUUAAAAACUUAGGUGGAGAAACCGCCAUCGAGUGCAUUAGUCAAUGUUUUGUAGACGAAUCUGUUUUACUGAAACAUGAGUUAGCUUACUGUUUAGGUCAAAUGCAAGAUGAACGAGCGAUUCCCGUGCUUCAAAAAGUCUUGGAGGACGUUAACCAGGACCCUAUAGUGCGACACGAAGCAGGUGAAGCAUUAGGUGCCAUUGGAGACCCGAAACUUCGUGAACUUCUAGAGAAAUACCAGCAUGAUCCUGCUGUGGAGGUAGCAGAGACUUGCCAAAUAGCACUGCAGAGGCUAAACUGGGUAGCCAAGGAUGAAAAAGAGAAAUUAUCAAAGAGUUUGUAUACAUCUGUGGACCCAGCCCCGCCGAGCGGCGAGAGUGAUGUGGAGAACUUGAAGAAUACACUCAUUGAUGAAAGUAAACCACUCUUUGAGAGAUACAGAGCUAUGUUCAGUUUGAGGAACUUGGGCACUACUGAGAGUAUUCAUGCUUUGGGUGAAGGUUUCAAAGCAAGCAGUGCGUUAUUCCGUCACGAGGUCGCUUUUGUCUUCGGCCAGAUGCAAGAUGAGCGCAGCGUGCCAUUCUUAAAGAAGACUCUAGAAGACACCAGUGAACAUGAGAUGGUGCGCCACGAGGCCGCCGAGGCACUCGGGUCUAUAGCCACUGAUGAAUGCACUGAAGUGCUGCAAAGGUACUUACAAGACCCUCGCCGCGUAGUCCGCGAGAGCUGUGAGGUCGCUCUCGAUAUGUCAGAGUAUGAGAACAGCCCCGAGUUCCAGUACGCCAACACGUUGCUCGCUGUCGAAGGCUGAUGUCAUAAACAACUUAUUUAUUUGAUUUAACAUCAUUAUUAUUAUUAUUUCAUUGGUCUUUCGUUUAUCUUUGUUUUUUCGUGGUCUAUUUUUUAGUGUAUGUUUAAAUUCAGUGUUUAAUUAUGCAUUUUACUUCAUUGCUUAGUAUUUUAUGAAAAUUUUCGUAUUAUUUACAAGUUUUUAUAAGGAGGAUAUGUAAUCAGAAUUUUAGUUAAUGAUUCUUUCUCUAACAUGUAAAGAAGGUUUUGCUCUGAAUCACUGUCACUUACUUAUGUGGCCUGCUAAUUUGUUGUCCGUGUAACGUAUACUUUACUUGUCAACGCUGAGUAAAUAAUACCUAAUAUGUUCAUUCUGUUGCCCGAAUUAGCUCUAGAAUUGUCUCUAGAUAACACUUUUCUCAUUAAAGGUUUUUCUUACUACAAGA